Molecule: messenger RNA, 1089 nt
Organism: Trichosporon asahii var. asahii CBS 2479
Lineage: Eukaryota; Fungi; Basidiomycota; Tremellomycetes; Trichosporonales; Trichosporonaceae
Exons: 1
Coding region: 1-1089 (362 amino acids)
Source: RefSeq, a predicted model, not a curated record
AUGUCUGCCUCGGCGCAGCGGCCGACGCGCAUUGGCGACCAGCAUGUCCCGCACAUUAUCGACUCGAUUCUCGACCUGACACUCGAGGACGACCUGCUCAAUGUUCGGCCCGUCUGCAAGCACUGGCGCGAGCUCGCCGACAGGGACAAUGCGCGACACCUGGCCCUCGACCUGAGUUUGCCGCCGGAGGAGCCCCAGCUGAACCUCGACAUUGAAGAUGAGGACGACAUGCCGCCGAACCAGACGUACGUGUGGGAGUUCUCUGCCGUGAGGCACCCCAUGCCGUACCUGUACUGGCCGCUCGCGCACGCUCUCGAGUCGGUCCCAAACCCCUCGGGAACCAUUGACGUCAAGCCAUGGGUGGACAUCAAGACGGAGGCGCGGAUGAUCGACGUACUGGAUCCGGUCGAGUUUGUCGGCGGGCGAGUCAGCCUCGACAUGUUCUCGGGUCUCGACACGGUCCGCUUCCGGCAGGAGAAGUACCGCUCGGCCGGGUUCGAAGCGCAUCACUUGUUGCCGCACGUGCGGCGGAUCAUCUUCAGCGACGGCCCGUAUGGCGAGGCGCGCGCGCACCGCGUCCCCCGCGAGUUGCCCGAGAUCGACUGCCCCGUCCGCCAGGAGGGAGGAGAGUGCAGCCGCCCACACAUCCAGAAGAUUGUCGUCAACUGCCGCACGCCCGUCUUCGCCCACGGAUCGGGGUAUCACAUCCAGGAGAGCGUCGAGGAGCUCGUCAUCAUCUUCCACGGCUGGGCCGUCGUCCCGCGGCAUAACCGGGAGCACCCCGAUGGGCACGGUGGACGGCCCUGCGACGCACGCAGCGAUGUCCGGCCCCUCAUCUUCACGGCUCUGAAGGCUGGAGCCAGGGUCACGAUUGUCAACGCGGAUCUGCGCGACUUUAAGACGGGGCGCAACCGCAGCAACAUUGAUAACGGCAUGACGCUCUGGCACGAGGAGCUCGUUGCUGACGCGCGGGAUACGCACCGGCUCAGCGAGAAGCAGAUUGGCCGGAUGGCCAACGUCUCCAUCAAGGAGUACAAGGCGAGGGUGGGCGAGGAGGAGUGGAGGAUCGAGACGAUGACGGAUGUGUGA